AUGGCGCAAACAGGGAGCAGCAUCACGGCGCACGCUGCCCUCGUCGCCGUGGUGGCGGUGGCCGUGCUGUGCCUCACCGGCGCUAAGCCGUCGGCGGCGUGCAAACUCGGGAAAUCCAACUGCCUGCCACCGAUCUGUGCUGCCGUGUGCCUCUGCCUCGCCAUCAAGGCCAGCGUGCUCGGCGAUGGCGUCAAGCUCGAGGAUGUCGCUGUCGACCUCCCGCUCCUCGUCAACUACUGCGGCCGCAACGUGCCAGAGGGUUUCAAGUGCGCCUAG
Oryza sativa Japonica Group (Japanese rice) is the source of this 276-nucleotide messenger RNA. Lineage: Eukaryota; Viridiplantae; Streptophyta; Magnoliopsida; Poales; Poaceae. The record is from RefSeq and is a predicted model, not a curated record.